Molecule: messenger RNA, 2705 nt
Organism: Asterias rubens (European starfish)
Lineage: Eukaryota; Metazoa; Echinodermata; Asteroidea; Forcipulatida; Asteriidae
Product: epoxide hydrolase 1-like
Exons: 8
Coding region: 15-1412 (465 amino acids)
Biological process (GO): epoxide metabolic process
Molecular function (GO): epoxide hydrolase activity
Source: RefSeq, a predicted model, not a curated record
AGACGCUGAUUAACAUGGCUUUAAUGCUAGUAGCAGUCGGGGUGUUGUCUGCCGGGGUUCUGAUUGUGUAUUUGAGUGGUGCUUUUAGACGCUCUUCUGGUCCCCCCCGUAACAUAGUGCCAGUGUUAGAUGGGUGGUGGGGACGAGGCAAAAAACCAGAGGAGGAGGAAGAUGCGGCAAUUAGGGAAUUCAAGCUGGAGGUAUCUGCUGAAGAAUUGGAAGAUCUUAAUGAUCGUUUGAGAAAGGCCCGAUGGUUUGAGAGUGUUGAAGAAACCAAGUUUCAUUUUGGUAUCAAACCAGAAUACAUGAAGUCAAUACAGGAAUACUGGCUCAACGAAUACGAUUGGCGUAAACAAGAGAAGCGUCUGAACAAGUAUCCACAGUUUAAGACCAAUAUUGAAGGAAUUGAUAUCCACUUUGUACGAGCCACACCCAGUAAGCUGAAACCUGGACAGAGAGCAAAACCAAUAAUGAUGGUGCAUGGAUGGCCAGGAUCGUUCUACGAGUUCUUUAAGAUUAUUCCAAUGUUAAUCGACCCGACUAAUCAUGGAGGGACUGAUGUGGACGUAUUUGAAGUAAUCUGCCCAUCUCUUCCCGGGUACGGCUUCUCUGAGGCUGCGCAUAAACAAGGUCUGAACGUGAGGGAGAUUGGCCGUAUUUUCCACAAGUUGAUGCUUCGAUUGGGGUUUGAAAGUUACUACCUUCAAGGAGGUGAUUGGGGGUCUAUGGUGAUUGAUCAGACGGCUGGAAUGUUCCCAAAACACGUGCGUGGAAUGCACAGUAAUUUUACUUCACAACUCGCUCCAUUGAGUCAGGUGGUACUCGGCAAGCUGGUCCCGUCUCUUGUCCUAGAUGACGAAUCGUAUGGUAAAUUUCUUCCAAGUUGGAGUCGUAUUGUUUUCGGGUUGAAGGAGUUUGGGUAUCUACAUUUGAAUGCAACUAAACCAGACACUAUCGGACACGCCCUCACCGACUCCCCAGUUGGGCUCGCUGCUUACAUCAUUGAGAAGUUUUCUGUUUGGACCAAUUACGGUUGGAUUGACUUGGACGACGGCGGACUGGAUGGCUAUUGGUCCAAAGAUGAUCUGCUAAAUAACGUCAUGAUCUAUUGGGUGUCAGGAUGCAUUACGUCAUCAUUGCGUCUGUACAAAGAGACCAUUCCAAAAUCGUCUGAGCUUAAAAAGUUCAUAAACACCGUUCCAACUGGUUUGGCUGAUCUUCCAAAUGAUCUUAACCGAAGCCAACGUAACUGGGCAGCCCGUCACUUCAGCAACAUUAUCACCUAUCGAACCUACCCAACCGGCGGCCAUUUUGCAGCAUUAGAAGUCCCUGAGUUACUUGCAGAAGACGUCAGAAAUUUUGUGCAAAAGGUAGAAGAACUUUACCCAGAAGUAAUGUCGUCGGAGUCAUAAUUAAAUGUGAUUCAUAAUAUCAUGAUUCUAUGAUAGAAAGGUUUGAAGCAAAAUUAAUGAUCGUUUAGAGUGUAUCCAAUGGGGUUGGAAAAGGUUAACCGAGACAGUACUCAAUAUUUGUCAACAGAUUUUGAUUGUUUUCAAUGUUAAUACAAAUUUUUCAAAUUCGUCAUGCAUUAGUUUCAGAGAGACAUGACAUUGAUCAUUAUCUGACUGCGCGUUUUGGAACCAGUUUUUAAAAUAAGAUUGUUAUAACUAUGAACGUGAAACAUGGCGUACCAAACGGAAAGGCUCGUGGGGUCAAGGUCGUAAGGGAAAGGCUGGUGGGGUCACCGACUAAGGGAAAGGCUCGUGAAGUUAGCUCGCGGGCCAAGGGAAAUGCCCGUGGAGUCGAGCUCGUACCCAAGGGAAAGGCUGGCGGGGUCGAGCUUGUACCGAAGGGAAGUGCCCGUGGAGUCGAGCUCGUACCCAAUCAAGUUUGUUUUCUGUGUUUUACUUUAGAAGGAGCCCUCAAACGAUACUGGUACAGAUACUGCUUUUCAGAACCGUUGGGUACGAUCAAUUAAUAUGAUAAACUUGCAGUGACGUAUUAAGCUUUAUAUGUGUUUGAUUGGUCCGAGUUGACGUUUGACAGCUGCACAUGCCGUCACCUGCAUAUGAUUAUAGGUGAAAGGUGAAGAUGAACGGGGAUUGGCCGGUUAUUUCUGUUAUACUGACUGGAGCGGAUUGGCGGCCAUUUUGAAACACCAAAAAGAUGCACAUAGCGGGUAAUCAAACUACGAUGUAUUUUUUACUUUAAAGAGUGCAUUUUCUCACAUAAACAUGUUGUUUUUCCCAGUGCUUAUUUAUAUGCACACACUGUUGGUAUAUGAUAUUAAAAACAAAUAAACAAUCGCGAAAAAUAGACAGCAUGUCUUUCCACAAACAUGGUAUAAUCUAUUAUUGCAGUUUUUCCCGCACAAGCAGAUAUUUUGCUAAAUAAUUUCGUCUAUAAAAAAUAGGAUUGUAUGCAGAUAUUUGCAGUUUUGGGUGUUUCAAAAUGGCGUCCUUUGCGACUUCAUUGAACGCACUCGACCCGCUAUGAGAUCAGUGGGAUUGACUUACGCUAUAGAGGCCACUCUCUGGCGUUAUUUACGAGCCUCGAAGUGUGACGUCAGAUGUUCGGUCUACCACCUCAACCCACACCAUCCCCCAAGCAAAAUCUUUUUACAUCCCAUACCUCUUGCCAGUGUUAGGUGCACCAUCACGGGUUUCAAUGGUUCCUUGAAAUCUAUCCAAGAUGGAAAAUUGUUG